This is a messenger RNA of Lytechinus variegatus (green sea urchin), 862 nucleotides long. RefSeq names its product delta and Notch-like epidermal growth factor-related receptor. NCBI's taxonomy places the organism in Eukaryota, Metazoa, Echinodermata, Echinoidea, Temnopleuroida, Toxopneustidae. The record is from RefSeq and is a predicted model, not a curated record. The coding region runs from base 350 to 862 and encodes 170 amino acids. The transcript has 5 exons.
UAUAUAUCAGUUAAUUUCAAGUUUGCAUACAAAUGUGACUGUUAUUGAUUCCCGCCUUGAAAUCUUAUUGUGCCAAUAAUUCAUGAUACCUGCGAGCUUAUUUCAGAGAUAAUUCUUUUGUUUGAUGUUAAAAGUGUUCGGAGGAUGCCCAUACGCCAUUGCAAGAAUUUUCAGAUCUUUAAAGAAUCGAAUUAAUGAUUUCUAAAGAGUAGAUCGACUAUAUAAUCCAGCAUUUUGAAAUGAGUGUUUUCAUCCUGUGAGUGGAUUGGCCAAAAAGCAAAAAAGAAAGCAUGUAAAAUCAACUAGAUGUAGACUGGAUGAACAUUCAUGUUAAUGACUCCUUCUAAAAAUGAAGAUGGAAACUUAUUUUCUUCUGACCAGAAUGUUUUUGGUCUUCGUGCAGUUUCUUACGGGAGUGCACUCCGAUCUUGGCGGUUUAAACGAGCAUUCGACUUGCAGUGACGGUCUUGGGCUCAACUAUACCCUACCUAUGUUUGAGGUCUGCCGUGAGCGCCCCGAUGGUAACGGGGAGAUGGUGGCUACAAUCCCCAAGCUAAUAACUCCGCUUCAUCAUGAGCAUGAUGGUGAUCAAGGAUCAUGCCCUAACUCUGGGGGAGCGGGGAUGGCAGGUCUCCGGCGGUGCAGAUUUCCGGAUUGCCUUAGUAACCCGUGUCAAAACGGCUGGUGCGAAGAGACUAUGAUAGGAUUCAAGUGCCACUGCUCGGAAGGGUACACCGGGGAAAGUUGUGAAAAUAGUCUACCAACGCAGAAAUCUACAACAGAAGAAGACCUAGAUCUACGACGGAAUGGUGACGGUCUGAUGAAAUCAAAUCAAGUUAACGCAUUUAUUUUGCCUUUGUAA